AAUUCUCUCGUCGUGGCAGACAUGCUCAACCGUGCCAGAUAGCUUUCAGCAGUUCCAUGUCCACCCAGCGUGCAACAAGCGGCGGCGUCAAAUCCCUGAGGGCCAUGUUCGAGAGCAGCAAAUCCGAAUCCCAGCCGGGCUCCCCUGAGAUGCGCGGCCGUUCUCCAGCCGAGAGCGCGCGCAGCAGCGAGUCCAACCCUCGUCCCAGCUCCAAGAUUCGCGCCUCGUUCGUCCCCGUCGAACCACCCGUCUUUGCCGACGAUGCCGUCGAAGACGAGCCCCUCGAUCCCCAAGCCACCAAUGCCCAAGCCCAAGAACACGAGAGCACCAUCGCUCAACGCCGCGGUAGCUUCAGCCUCGACGCUCAGCGCGACUCGGAAGUUCUCGACGAGCUCAAGUCGUCCGUGUCGGAAGAGCGCGAGCAGCGCCGUCAGAGCGUCGACAUCCAAGAAACCAUUCCCGAGCAGGCCGUCAUGACCGGCCCCACCAACACUCCCUUCCCCGAGAUAAAGGAGGAAGAUGCCAUGGGCAUGUUCGUCAACAACCAGGCCAACAAACUGCAGGACCCUAAGCUCUCCAACAGCGCCGGUCCCAUGCAGGAGGCCACCCAGGAGAAUGCCGAUAAUGCCGUCCGCGAGGCCGCCCGGUCGCUCGAGCAGGUCGAGCAAGACACCGGCAGGAAGAGCGAGCCCGUGGAGGCCGAACCUGCGCCCCAGCAGGACCUCGCCAUCCACUCGACCGAGCAGCACAGCAACCAGCCCGACAAGGUCGUUUCGGCUGUCGAGGACAAUGACGCCAUCAUGAAGCCCGCCGAUCCCAAGGAGGAGUCGACGGUUUCUGGCGGCCGCGCACUGCCCAACCCUCACGAGCAGCUUCUCUCGCUGGCCGGCAAGCCCACGCAAAAGCCUGCCGAGCCCGCGCAACCCCCCGCUGAGCCCGCGCAACCCCCCGCUGAGCCCGCGCAGCCCCCUGCUGAGCCCGCGCAGCCUCCUGCCGCGGAGGAGCCCGUGCCAGAGCCCGCGGAGGAGCCCGCCAAGCCCACUCUGGAGCCCUCGCCUCUGAUUGAGUCGUCUGCAGACAAGGCCAACGGCGCCGCCGAACCUGAGCAAGAGCUUGCUGCGGAGCCCGCCGAGGCCAAGCCCGCCCUCUCCGAGACCAAUGUCGAAAAGUCGCCUGUCGCCUCCAAGACUCCUACCUCCGUCGCGUCGCCUGCCAAGUCGGCCUCGUCCAAGACCGCGAGCAAGGAGCCCGCCAAGAAGGCCAGCCGCACCUCGCUGCACUCGCAGACGUCUACGUCCGCGCCGGUUCCUAAGGCCCGCUCCACGUCGCGCCCGGCUGCCGACAGGAAGCCCGUUCACCCGUCGCCCGUUUCCAAGCCCAAGCCUAAGUCUCCCACGCGCCCCACCAAGGUCCCGUCGCACCUGAUGGCCCCCACGGCCGCGUCAGCCGCUAAGCGUGAAGCCGACAAGGCCGCCGCCGAGAAGGCUGCCGCGCCCCGCAAGACGACUACCACGCCGCGCGCGCCCUCUGUUGCCUCCAAGACCACUGCCGCGAGCUCCACCAAGACGGCCAAGCCCGCUGCUGGCCGCGCCUCCCUCGACUCGGCGUCGCGCCCCACGGCCGCCUCGGUCUCCAAGCGCCCUGAGAGCCGGACUUCUGCGUCGGGCGGCCGGAGGACCAGUGCCGCGCCCAAGGCUGCUGAUGAGGGCUUCCUGGCGCGCAUGAUGCGCCCGACCGCGGCGUCGGCGAGCAAGACGCACGACAAGAAGGAGCCCGAGGUGAAGAGCCCGCCGCGCCGGACGGUGAGCAACCCUACACGGAAGCCGAAUGGCACCAGCCUCGCGGAGCGGGGCAAGAAGGCCGUGCAGAAGGUUGUGCCGGGCGCGGGCAAGAAGGAGGAGGUUAAGCACGAGGAGCCGGAGCACAAGUCCGAGCCCGAGCCUGAGCCCCAGCCUGAGGCUGCCCCUGCGGCCGAGGAGCCCGCUCCCGCUGCCGAAGAGGAGGCGGCCGCGCCCGAGCCCGAGCCGGAGCACCACCCGGAGCCGAUCCCAGAGGAGCCGGCAGCGGAAACGUCGGAACCGCCCAAGGACGUCAUUACGACCGAAGAGGGCCAGAGUGCCCCAAACGAGGAGCUCACGCAGACGCCGGCGGGCAUGAAUGCCGCCAACGAGAUCCACUAGAGGCGAGCAGUAUUGGAGCAUCUUCCCCCUCGAUCGACGCGGUGCUACAGCAGCUGAAGGAGAGGCAGGCGUCGGGCCCGACGCCUUCGUCUUUGUCUGUUGCGAGGAGGAGGGGGACUGUGGGUGUUGGUGGCGCGAGCGCCGCUGACGCUUCUUCUUCC
Aplosporella prunicola CBS 121167 is the source of this 2341-nucleotide messenger RNA. RefSeq lists its product as uncharacterized. The coding region runs from base 57 to 2180 and encodes 707 amino acids. The transcript is spliced from 2 exons. The record is from RefSeq and is a predicted model, not a curated record. Lineage: Eukaryota; Fungi; Ascomycota; Dothideomycetes; Botryosphaeriales; Aplosporellaceae.